This is a messenger RNA of Penicillium vulpinum, 1068 nucleotides long. Its product is annotated as RTA1 domain-containing protein. The coding region runs from base 1 to 1068 and encodes 355 amino acids. The transcript has 2 exons. Lineage: Eukaryota; Fungi; Ascomycota; Eurotiomycetes; Eurotiales; Aspergillaceae. Gene Ontology annotation, cellular component: membrane. The record is from RefSeq and is a predicted model, not a curated record.
AUGGCCUCAAAUAACUCGGACGCAGAGACAAAUCUCUACCGGUACAAUCCAAGUCAUAUCCUACCAGCUGUAUUUGCUGCCUUGGUUGGCCUGUCUUUCGUUUUGCAUGUUUACCAAAACUACCGCUAUCGAUUCUGGCGCGUCACAUUCUUCAUCUGUUGGGGUGGAGCCCUAUUCACCGUGGGCUGGAUUCUCCGCUGCAUAUCGAGCUACCACCCAGGAAAUGUAAACAUCUAUAUCGCAUCGACAGUCUUCAUCUAUGUCGGUCCACCAGUUUACUCAGCCGCCGCGUAUAAUAUCAUCGGACGGCUCAUGAACUACCUACCAAUGCACGCGGUUCUCAACCCCAACCGUGUCCUGAUCUUCUUCAUCUAUGUCGGCGCCGCUGUGGAAGCAAUUACAGUCGCAGGAGCAGCCAAGAACGCAUCAGCUGGGUCUGAUCUGGACAAGUACAAGUCUGGUGGGACUCUCGUCGCAGCAGGGCUUGUUCUCCAAGCCGUGGUCGAAUGUUGCGUGAUCGGGGUUGUUUCAAUAGUCCACAGACGCUGCUCUCGGGCUCGGAUGCUGUCGCCAAAUAUCCGCAUGGUCUGCAUCACACUCUACGGGACAUCGACUCUUGUCUUGCUGCGGUGUAUCUUCCGUGCCGUGGAGUCAUUCGAGAUGUUUGGCAAGCUCAGCUGUCGAGUGAACUGCGGGUCGAUUCUUAGCAACGAGUGGUAUCUAUAUGCAUUUGAGCUAGGCCCUAUGCUUGUCUUUACUUGGUGGCUCAAUUUGAUGCAUCCUGGUCGCCAUCUACCCCGCCAAAAGCUACGAUAUCUUUGUCCUGAUGGUCGUACGGAACGAAUUGGACCUGGCUGGAUUGACCGACGAUCACAGUGGGAGACCUUCGCCGAUCCGUUGGAUUUGAAAGGCAUGCUUAAAGGUGCGCCUUCUCAUGAGAAAUAUUGGCUGCGACAGGAUGAAUGGCCUGUCUGCAAGGAUGGUAGCUUUGCUUUGGGGACUGCUACCAAUGCGAGGGCUGGAUCUGAGAAUGAAAAGGACCUUGUUCCACUUUCUCCUCAUGUUUGA